GCAGGAAGGUAUGCCUUUUCAUCUUUGUGCUCUGCCGAAUCGAAAGCUUCGGUGCAAGUAGGAAAUAAAGGUAUCACUAUCAGUAUCGUGUACCACAUAAAAAAUACAAAGAAAAAUAUGUAUAACUGUACUGCUAGUUUUUAGUUAUAUAACACAAACUAGGAUGAUGAAUUGUUCAGCUAGUACGCCUAGAGAAAAGCAGAGCAGUGCCAACGAAAGUUGAGACCUUGCACCAUGUAACUUAAAACAGAUAUACCGAGAUCUGGGAGAACCCAAAUGGCAGACGUUUCAGAAACAGCGGCGGUAAUUAGUGAAAUGCGUAUAAUGACAAUUGAACGUGUCUCACCCUUUGCGAGUUCAAAAAGGCUGCAUACAGAAAUAGCAGUUCAGGAGGGAACACCUGGAUGACCCUUCGUGAAACAGAAUCACGGUGGUAGAUGCUAAAUAUUCAUGUAAGAAACCGAUCUAACAAAGGUACCCCACUGCACACUUCCACUAAAUUGUUUGUCUUCCCUCCUACACUCCGAUUGCUAUUAAAGCAAACGGAAAUCAGCUAACUACAUGUUUAUUCAAUCCUAGGAAAGCCACUUUCCCUGCUUAUCUUAUUAUGUAUACAUGAUAUAUACCAUCUCCUUUAGUUCAUCAUGUAAGAAUCUAUUUAUGUUUUGAACUAUUUGUAUUGGAAUAUAUAUAUUAAACUACAAUACAGUGAAAUGAUUGGCUAUUUGUAUAAUUCAUUUCGCAAAUUUUUAUCGCACUUGGCUAGUGUGGAUAUUUUUCUUGGAGUGUGCCCACCCCGUAGUUUUUUCCUGCGUCUAAAUGAACUCCAUCAGUUUUGUGUUGGUUUACGAAUGUAGCCCUCCGACUUCGUCAACACUAGCGUGUAGCUCCUCUCCUUCAUAUAACUUAGCAGUAGUACAUCACUUACUAAGAAUGUGCCAUUUGUAAACAACGAGGUCCACAAGACUGGCCACUAGUGAUUGCUAGCCGGCCGGCUGGCCGGCCGGCUGGCUCAUCCGGUGGUUUUAUAUCCUCUACAGCAGUGAAGCACCAUCCAUUCUGAAGCCAUCAUGAAGCGCAUCCAUCUCCUAAUCUCUUGCACUUGUUUCCUGCUAUCCGCCACUGCACCGGUGAGAGCUAACAUCCAUCGUGAAGCUGCAGCACUGGUGAAUUGGAAGGCUACCUUGGCAGGUGAUGAUGGCUCCCUUGCAUCAUGGUCGUUGCCCAACUCCACCAGCCUUUGCAGGUGGUUGCACAUCACUUGCGAUCCGAAGGCUGGGCAUAUCAUAGAGCUCGACCUACAGGACGUAAGUCUGAACGGCACACUUGACGAGCUCGACUUCUCGGCCUUUCCUCACAUGAAGGAACUACGGCUUAACAACAAUGGUCUACACGGUACCAUUCCAACCGGGAUUGGCAAUCUGACAAGCUUGGUCAUAUUGGAAAUCGACACCAACCCGUAUUUGAGGGGCGCCAUUCCACGCAGCAUCGGCCAGCUGAAAAACCUUGUUCAACUGCAACUGGCAUUUUUGGGGCUCGAUGGCACACUACCUGAAGAGGUGGGUAACCUGACAAGCUUGGAGGCGCUUCAGCUCAACUCGGUUACUUUGACUGGAUCAAUCCCAGUAACAAUUGGGAUGCUCGUGAAGCUCGACUCUCUGGAUCUGGCACACAACAAUCUGACUGGCAACAUCCCAUGGGAGAUUGGAAACAUGACAAAACUGCUGCUUAUGGACUUUUCGUGGAACUAUUUGGAGGGGCAGCUACCCAGAAAUCAGCUUGGAGGCCAUAUCUUCCCUGAGCUUGGGAAUAGCAGCCUCCUGGAUACAAUCAAGAUUGCAAAGAACAACUUCUCCGGGUUGUUCCCAUCAUCCGUUUAUCAACGAGGAGCACUGAAAACUAUCAGUGCUGGAUAUAAUGGAUUUACCGGCAUUCAGCAGACCUUUCAAAACUGCACAACCCUGGUAAGUGUUGACUUCACGGCAAACAACAUUGUUGCAGAGCUUGGUACGAUACCUUCCUGGUUAAGCAGGAGCUUGCCUGGACUGAGAUUUCUUCUACUGUCAUCAAACAUUUUUUACGGCAUCAUACCCCACCAGAUAUUACAAUUUCGUGAACUCCAGUUAUUGGACUUGUCAAAAAAUAGGCUCACUGGGUCCAUUCCAGAUGAUUUUACCAAUUUUACUGGCAUGAUACAAGAACAAGAACCCAUUGAAAUCGAAUUCUUGUACAACGGCUUUGAUAGAGAGGUGAUUGAAAUAAUUUGGAAAAAUGCCGGUCAUGCUUACAAUCUGUGGAAGGGAGUCAUGGUGGGUAUGGACUUGUCUGACAACUUUCUUUCAGAAGAGAUCCCUAAUGGGCUCACAACCCUUCUUGGACUCAGGUACCUGAAUUUGUCAGGAAAUCAUCUGUUAGGCUGUAUUCCCAACGACAUGGGUAAUCUGGUUCUGCUAGAAUCAUUGGACCUUCGGCAGAACCAGCUCUCGGGGGGAAUUCCUCCAAGCUUUGCAGCUUUGAUGAGCCUCAGUGUUCUGAACCUCUCGUAUAAUGGAUUGUCAGGGAGAAUACCUACCGGCAGACAGCUGCAGACGCUGGUAGAUCCGUCAAUAUACAGCCACAACCUAGGGCUAUGUGGUUUCCCAUUGGAAGGCUGCAUGAACUCAUCAACGUCUACACGAAACGAAGUGGGCCAGGCUGUAGAUAGAGAGGCACUGUGGCUGUAUUGCUUUGUGGCUGCUGGAUUCGUCUUUGGGUUCUGGCUGUACUGGGGCAUGUUCUUGUUCUACAGCGAGACCUGGAGGUGUGCGUUCCAUCAGUAUGUGGACAACAUGCAAGGGAAGGCAACCAAGAAAAUAUACAGCUGCAUGUCAUGCUUCUGGAGCACCGUGUGGUGCUGAAGUAAUGUCGAGCAUGUCUGUAAUAUUUCCCCUGUAUUUGCUAUGCAAUACCUUGGCCCUUAAUGACAGAAUGAGGAAGUGCACCAUGUAGUGUUGAAGUAAUGUCGAGCAUGUCUGUAAAUGUAUAUUACCAAGAAAAUAUACAGCUGAAGUAGUGCACCUUGGCCCUUAUUUUCCUUGUAUUUGCUAUGUAGUACAUUGAAAUGCAUGGAGUUUUUUGUGGUUA
Lolium rigidum is the source of this 3123-nucleotide messenger RNA. RefSeq names its product probable leucine-rich repeat receptor-like protein kinase At5g63930. NCBI's taxonomy places the organism in Eukaryota, Viridiplantae, Streptophyta, Magnoliopsida, Poales, Poaceae. The coding region runs from base 1071 to 2897 and encodes 608 amino acids. Gene Ontology annotation, molecular function: protein binding. The record is from RefSeq and is a predicted model, not a curated record. The transcript is spliced from 3 exons.